UCCUUUCCCAGUUUCUUCCCUCAUUACAACAUUACAUUAAUAAACCCAAAUUCAAGACACAGUACUAGGAUUUCCAAAUUCAAAUUCCUAGUCACCUGUCUCUGAUUGGAUUCUUGAAUUUAUAGUGACUCUCAGAGCAUUUAUACACGGGAAAGAUCCAAACUUUGGGUUUCUUUCUCCAGGGAAAAUGGGUUCAUCUGUGUUGUACACUUCAAUUCAUACCUCAAGUGUACUGUUUUCAAGAACCCAGUUUCCAUUUUUGGUGCACAGAGAAUUUGCAGCAGAGUUUUGUCCUUCUUUGCACGGUGGGUGCUGUUUAAGAACCCAAGAAAAUGGGCAUGCAAAGAGGGUGGCAAAAGUGAAGGCUACACUGGCUGCUGAGACUGCAAAGGUGGCUACUUGUGGUGUGGGUGAUGGGGAUUCUAAAGCAUCAAAGAGGAAGCUGAAGAUAUUGGUGGCUGGCGGUGGGAUUGGAGGUCUGGUUUUUGCGUUGGCGGCGAAGAAGAAGGGGUUUGAGGUGGUGGUUUUUGAGAAGGAUUUGAGUGCAAUCAGAGGGGAGGGUCAGUACAGAGGUCCAAUUCAGAUACAGAGCAAUGCUUUGGCUGCUUUGGAGGCCAUUGAUAUGGAUGUUGCUGAGGAGGUUAUGAGUGCUGGCUGCAUCACUGGUGACAGAAUUAAUGGUUUGGUUGAUGGGGUUUCUGGGAAUUGGUAUUGCAAGUUUGAUACAUUCACUCCUGCAGCACAACGGGGACUUCCAGUAACAAGAGUUAUUAGCCGCAUGACUUUGCAACAGAUCCUUGCCUGUGCCGUUGGGGAGGAUAUUAUCAUGAAUGAAAGUAAUGUGGUCGACUUCAAGGAUGAAGGAAAUAAGGUUACCGUUAUUCUUGAGAAUGGGCAGAAACACGAAGGUGAUCUUCUAGUUGGUGCUGACGGAAUACGGUCCAAGGUGAGAACUAAUUUAUUCGGGCCAAAGGAUGCCACAUACUCGGGCUAUACUUGUUACACGGGAAUUGCAGAUUUUGUUCCUGCUGAUAUUGAGACUGUGGGGUACCGAGUAUUUCUUGGCCACAAACAAUAUUUUGUUUCUUCGGAUGUGGGUGGAGGAAAAAUGCAGUGGUAUGCUUUUUACAAUGAACCGGCUGGUGGUGAAGAUGCACCAAACGGUAAAAAAGAGAGAUUGCUAAAAAUAUUCGAAGGUUGGUGUGACAAUGUCAUAGAUUUAUUGCUUGCUACGGAUGAAGAUGCAAUUCUUCGGCGUGACAUUUAUGAUAGAACACCAUCCUUGACUUGGGGCAAGGGCCGUGUUACCUUACUCGGGGACUCAAUCCAUGCUAUGCAGCCAAAUUUGGGUCAAGGGGGAUGCAUGGCCAUAGAGGAUGGGUAUCAACUUGCUCUUGAGCUUGACAAAGCUUGGAGGCAAAGUGUCGAGUCGGGAACCCCUAUAGACAUCGCAUCUUCAUUGAAAAGUUAUGAGAAAGAGAGAAGACUGAGAGUUGGAAUCAUCCAUGGGCUGGCCCGAAUGGCUGCAUUGAUGGCAGCAACUUAUAAGGCAUAUUUAGGUGUAGGACUUGGUCCAUUAUCGUUCUUAACCAAAUUUAGGAUACCACAUCCCGGAAGAGUUGGUGGGAGAUUUUUUAUAGACCUCGCGAUGCCUUUAAUGCUUAGUUGGGUCCUAGGAGGCAAUGGAGAAAAACUUGAAGGCAGGCCGAAGCAGUGCAGACUGUCUGAUAAGGCUAAUGAUCAGCUGCGGAAAUGGUUUGACGAUGAUGAUGCAUUGGAGCGUGCCAUGAAUGGAGAAUGGUUGUUAUCUCCACUCAAGAAUGCAAGUACCGCCUCAGAACCCAUUUUCUUACGCAGAGAUGAAAAAACGCCCUGCAUAGUUGGCUCUGUGCCACAUCCAAACUUCCCGGGAACAUCACUAGUCGUGGCUUCAACCGAGGUCUCCGAACUGCAUGCUCGAAUAAGCUAUAAGGAUGGGGCUUUCUUCGUGACUGAUUUGCGUAGUAAACAUGGCACUUGGAUCACCGACAACGAGGGCAGGCGCUAUCGGUUGUCUCCAAACUUUCCAACUCGUUUUCAUCCAUCAGACAUCGUCGAAUUUGGGUCUGAUCGUAAGGCGGCCUUUCGCGUGAAGGUGAUGAGAUUUCCGCCAUUUUCCGGCGAGGAAGAGAUGAAAGUUUUGCAGGCAGCGUAGGCAUUCUCAAGAAAACCGAUUUGGUCUAUAUAUAAAGAAACACUCGGAAAUUGUACAGGAUUUAUCCAUGGCAGCUGAGCCGAGUAAAGCUAAGCUGCUGCAUUUUGUACCAUGUACAGAUUUACUGUAAUUCAGAACAAGAAAUCACUAGAAAUGCGAAAGAUAUAGACAACAGAUUCCCUAUA
Molecule: messenger RNA, 2379 nt
Organism: Ipomoea triloba (trilobed morning glory)
Lineage: Eukaryota; Viridiplantae; Streptophyta; Magnoliopsida; Solanales; Convolvulaceae
Product: zeaxanthin epoxidase, chloroplastic
Exons: 16
Coding region: 188-2194 (668 amino acids)
Biological process (GO): abscisic acid biosynthetic process
Cellular component (GO): membrane; chloroplast
Molecular function (GO): protein binding; FAD binding; zeaxanthin epoxidase activity
Source: RefSeq, a predicted model, not a curated record